CGGCGGCCGUGCGCGUGCGCCGUCGGGGUGCGCAGGCCUCAGGAUGACUCGAACCAUGGAGCCGCUGGCGAGGAAGAUCUUCAAAGGCGUUUUAGCAGCUGAACUUGUGGGUGUUUUUGGAGCUUAUGUUUUGUUUAGAAAGAUGAACUCCAGCCAAGAUUUCAGGCAAACAAUGAGCAAAACAUUUCCCUUCGUUUUGGAAGUUUACUACAAAUCCAUCGAACGGUCUGGAUUAUAUGGAGUUAGAGAGGACGAUCAAGAAAAGUGGUUGGAGAGCAAAAGUUAAGGGUGAGUAGACUCUUAAUUCACUCUGAAGCUCUUAUUUCCUUUGCCGUUUGGGUUUUUGAGGGAUUUUCAUCUUCUUCUUGAAAUUUUUCUUCUUCUUGAUGAUACUUUUCACGUCUCUGUUGUGCAGCCAAUCAUCACGCUCAGCUUCCCACUUCAGCUGUUUGAAACCUUUAAGGGGAAAAGAGAGAUGAGUCCAUGCCACUGUAGACUGGACUCCCACAGAAAGUCCAGAGUGUAACUCACCUUCAGGCCACACGGCCUGGGGUUUCCCACCCACCGUGAAAACCCACUGUUGGCUCUCUCCUUUGUUUUCUGAGUAUCUUACAAAUGCAAGAAUAUAAACUAGGAACAUCAGAGAUAAUGAAAAAGAUCUUCAAUCAUAUAAGAGCAAACCUUUAGACAAGUCAGAAUAAAACCGUUUGAGUUUGUAGUCUGUUUGUGUGGCUUAAAUGUCUUGCUAUGUGACAAGCAAGUUUUCUGCCAUUUAAGGACACCUACAAGGAAAUGCCAUUUAAAAAACUUGACUGACAAAUUUAAGGUAACCGGGUAGCGCACACUUGUAAUCCUACUGCUUGGGAGGUGGAAGAUCAAGACCUCAAG
Messenger RNA from Peromyscus eremicus (cactus mouse), 888 nucleotides. It is a transcript of the gene Cebpzos, whose product is annotated as CEBPZ opposite strand. Bases 44 to 286 code for a protein of 80 amino acids. The transcript is spliced from 4 exons. The record is from RefSeq and is a predicted model, not a curated record. Lineage: Eukaryota; Metazoa; Chordata; Mammalia; Rodentia; Cricetidae.